Molecule: messenger RNA, 666 nt
Organism: Cylas formicarius (sweet potato weevil)
Lineage: Eukaryota; Metazoa; Arthropoda; Insecta; Coleoptera; Brentidae
Exons: 2
Coding region: 68-580 (170 amino acids)
Source: RefSeq, a predicted model, not a curated record
GUCAGUAUAAGCAGUAAUUUCAAGAAGUGGUUACAGCAUUAAAUGGUGCAUUGGUUAUUACAUCAUUAUGGAUUACAAUAAUAUUUAUAAAAUGGUAUUGUUAAUGCUCUUGACAGAAACGGUACGUUCAUGGCCAAAUCAGAGACUCGCAGCACAAAAUAAAGACACCGAAAUCGUCUACAUACCGUAUGAUGUAAAAUACGUUCCAAUAGAAGUACCAGAGUCUUUGAGCGAUCAGCUAUCGCAUAGAAUGUUAACAACGUUUCCUGUACAUGAAACUAUUUUAAAUCAAAUGGGAGUUAAAAAAAAUGCCUCCUUUUCAAUUUUAGAGAAGGAAACAGAUGCUUCUAAAUUCCAUCGAUCUAAGAGAGAAAUCAACCCUAAUUCCAGAAAUCCACUGGAUCAUGUUGUGGUCAGAAGGCAAACGUAUUCGGCGCCUUAUAGAAGACGCCUGAUGUAUAGACCUCUAGUGCAAUAUAGAAGAAACUUUAGCAGCAGAAGAAGAAUUGAUGUUCCUCCAAGAAGAAAUGCAUUGGUUGGGUAUUUGAACGACAGAGAUUAUUUUCCCACAGUCGCAUAAUCCAUCACACAAAAGUUUUUAUGUAUGGAACUGAUUGACUUUGUGAUAGUAUGUCAUAAGAUAUUUAUUUUAAUUUAUGUUUUGAA